CUUCUUCUUCUCCUCUCCUUCAAAACCCAAAUACCCUUCCGACGAUUCUUCUCAGUAGUCAUCAGAACUGAAAUCUGAAAUUCAAGGCCCUCGAUCUCAAAUCCCUCGACGUCUGUUCUAAAAUCAGCAUCUUCUCUGGUGAUUUUUGCAGCUCCUGAGAAUUAAACGGUUUUCGAAGUCGAUACUGCGAUCGAUACGAUGAAUUGCGAAGUUUGCCAUCUUAAAGAACUGGAGGUGGAACUCUUUGAGAUUCCGGAAGUUCUGCGCUGUAUAUUGCACACGAUUAUAUUUCACAGAGCUUUAGGUCCCAUUCGGCCAAAGGACAUUGAUUCUGAACUUUUCGAAAUUACUUACGUACAAUGUGGAGAUGCUGAGAUUGAAAGGAAAAUAGAUGAGAAAAUCGACGAGUUCAUUGGACGUGCAGAGAAGCACCCAAACAGGAAAAGCCAGAUAUGUUUAUCCUUCUAUGAGGUAAAACAAAAGCUGGCAACAUGGUUCACUAACAAGAUUGAACGCUUAUGUUGGGAGCAGUGGUAUAUUAAUUUGAAUGUGGUACACUCAAAAACACAUUCUAGCAAGUCCCAUCAUACUAAAGUGGUUGUAGAACCCAGAGAAAUAACAUCGGAGGAGAGGGCUAUGAGCCGUGCUGCCCUGGAACGAGCCCUCCGUGAUGUUUUGUUUCAAAUCAUAAAAUUUGUUGAUGAAAAGAAAGAGCACAUUCCUGCGAUACCUAAGGAAAGCAUCACGUUUCCAUAUGAAAUCAGAAGUUCAUGGGAUUCUUCUUCUGGCAUGGACAUGUUCAAGAGGAUGCUCCAGACGGGCCAUCCGAGCAUGCUCAGCUGACAAUCUUACCCACCAAGUGUAGGCUCUUCUCCUCAUAUAACUGCUAAUGUUAAUUGCUCUCAACCAUCAUCACCGAUUGUCCAUAAUCACAGAAUCAAGGAAAAGACGUAAGCAUCGUUUGUUUAUCUGAUAAUCAGGAUUUGUACAGAACAUAGUCGCAGAGAUGUGUGAAUCAGAUAUAAGUUGAUUUAGUUUGCAGUCACUUUAUUUGUGUUUGUAUAUAUACAUUUUACGUUAUUUAAUGGAGAGAACUAAGUUACUGAUA
This is a messenger RNA of Magnolia sinica, 1108 nucleotides long. RefSeq names its product autophagy-related protein 101-like. Bases 199 to 843 code for a protein of 214 amino acids. Lineage: Eukaryota; Viridiplantae; Streptophyta; Magnoliopsida; Magnoliales; Magnoliaceae. The transcript is spliced from 7 exons. The record is from RefSeq and is a predicted model, not a curated record. Gene Ontology annotation, cellular component: phagophore assembly site. Gene Ontology annotation, biological process: autophagosome assembly; autophagy.